This is a messenger RNA of Uranotaenia lowii, 2638 nucleotides long. Its product is annotated as carboxypeptidase D. The transcript is spliced from 5 exons. Gene Ontology annotation, cellular component: cell surface. The record is from RefSeq and is a predicted model, not a curated record. Lineage: Eukaryota; Metazoa; Arthropoda; Insecta; Diptera; Culicidae. Gene Ontology annotation, biological process: proteolysis. The coding region runs from base 475 to 2013 and encodes 512 amino acids. Gene Ontology annotation, molecular function: zinc ion binding; metallocarboxypeptidase activity.
ACCAGCCUGCUGAGCUUCGCUCAGUUGGUGACGAUCGGCUGGAUCGUGCGGACGUGUGUUGGCUUUCUCGUGUUGGGUCGUGGUGUGAUUCUCGAUUUGGUGCCUGGUCUAGAAAGACAUUUAAAAUAAUCUAAACGGGUUUUUUUCUGGACUUAUGAGAUUGUGGGAUUUUUUUGUUUUUGUGCGAGCUGUCUUUCAUCUUUUGCGCCAUUCUGAUAAGCCAAGAUUAUUCUGUCCCGGAACGCGAUGUGUUUAGGUACCUACUAGUGAACAACUAAUCGAUCGUUAAUCUGUUGAGUGAACCUGAAAGCUCAUCUAACAGUGGCUUGUAAUUGUUGAGAUUAUACUUUUGUGGAGAUGAUAAGAAGAGAAACCUGAUCAGCAACUACCAUAAACAACGACGAGUGGAAUCUUGUUGGAGGGAAAUCCCCCCGGAUCAACAGAAAUCAAUAAGAAAAUUAACUGCCGGCAGCCAUGAUGCUGCUCUACAAAUCGAUGGCCAUGAUGGCCGUGGCGCUGUGUGCCGGUCUGACGCUGGCAAUCACGGUUCCGGCUCCGGAUCAGAUCAGUAUGGCCAGCCAGGAUCGGGCGGAUGUUGUCCCGGCGUAUGCCCAGGCUCCUUCGAAUUUCCGGGUGAUCAGUGAACCACGGUCCUAUAAUCCGGAUACAGCUUCGCUGGAUUUCGUUUAUCACAAUCAUGAUGAAAUGACCCGGUAUUUGCGGGCGACUACGGCCCGUUAUCCGAACUUGACGGCCUUGUAUUCGAUUGGAAAGUCAGUUCAGGGUAGAGAUUUGUGGGUGAUGGUUGUUUCGGCUUCGCCCUAUGAGCAUAUGCUGGGAAAACCGGAUGUUAAGUAUAUUGGAAACAUCCACGGAAACGAAGCUGUUGGACGGGAGCUGCUGCUGCAUCUGAUCCAGUACUUGAUCACUAGUUACACCACUGACCCGUACAUCAAGUGGUUGCUGGACAACACCCGGAUUCAUAUUCUGCCCUCGUUGAACCCUGAUGGUUAUGCGGCGUCGAAGGAAGGAACUUGCGAUGGUGGUCAGGGACGGUAUAACUCCAGAGGGUUUGAUUUGAACCGUAACUUCCCGGAUUACUUCAAGCAGAACAACAAGCGAUCGCAGCCGGAGACAGAAGCUGUCAAGGAGUGGAUCAACAAGAUUCAGUUCGUUCUGAGUGGAUCGUUGCAUGGUGGAGCACUGGUUGUGAGCUACCCCUACGAUAACACUCCCAAUGCCAAAAUAUGUCGAUCAUCGUCGACCUGUGCCGUGUUCCAUAGUUACGUAUCGCAGCCUUCGCUAACUCCGGAUGAUGACGUGUUCAAGCAUCUAUCGCUGACCUACGCCAACAACCAUGGCAAGAUGGCCCGAGGUGUUGCCUGCAAAUCGGCUUCACCAUCGUUCGAGAAUGGUAUCACCAAUGGCGCUGCAUGGUAUCCGUUGACCGGAGGUAUGCAGGACUUCAACUACGUUUGGCAUGGAUGUAUGGAGGUUACGCUGGAAGUUUCCUGCUGCAAAUUCCCUCCGGCGUAUGAGCUGCGCAAAUACUGGGAUGAUAAUCAACUGUCAAUGAUCAAGUUCCUUGCCGAGGCUCAUCGAGGGGUCCAAGGAUUUGUCAUGGAUCCCAACGGCAGUCCGAUUGAGCGUGCCCAGUUGAAGAUCAAGGGUCGAGAUGUGGGCUUCAGUACCACCAAGUAUGGUGAAUUCUGGAGAGUUCUCCUGCCGGGAGUCUACAAACUGGAAGUGUUUGCCGACGGGUUCGUUCCACGAGACGUAGAUUUUAUGGUUGUCGAACAACAUCCCACAUUACUUAAUGUUACAAUGCAGCCAUCGAAGCGUAACGACGGUAGCUACUAUCGACCGAUUGCCGCUUCGCAGUCCCAGUACCGGCCACAGUUGGCGGCAGCUCCCCAAGGUCCUGGAAAUCCUGGCGGACCGGCAGCCGACGAAGGCAUUCUCUCGACGAUCAGCAACGGCUUCAACAGUUUAGUUAACAACAUUUUCGGAUAGAUUCUUCUACGCAGCCAAUAGACUUACAGUAUUAGACUGUUUUUGACAAAAUUCCUCAAAGUACUAUCAACGAAAUUGAAAAAAAUUAUCGUUCAAGCUCCGUGAAAACUGUUCUACUUUUAAAUCUCGACCCGUACAAACGAAAGACAGUACCUUAGCUGGUGAAAAUUAAAAAAAAAACAAAACAAAACAAACAAAUUAAAAGUUAUAAAUUUAAUAUGACGCGAAACGAUGUGUUCCAGUGAUAUGACGAUAUAAUAAUUGUUAUAGAUUAGUAACAUGUUUUGAGCGAUAACUAAGUUCGAUUAAAAAAUAAAAUAAACAAAAAAGUAACUAGAACAAAAACAACUAUUCAAACACAUUCCCUAUGCUAUAGAAUUGUUUGCUGGAGUAGCAAACUUUUUAAGUUCACAUUUUAGUGAUUGAUAAGGCGCGCGUUGGAUCGUUAAAACGAACAAACAAACAAAAAUGAACAACCUUCAACAAACUGCAAAUUAGUGAAACUCAAUCUCUUUAUAGUAUACCUAAGAUCUAUGAUAUAUUUAAAACUACACCUACACACCGAUAAAGACUUAUUUAUGAAACACGGUUUGAUAUCGUAAUUGAAAUAAACAAAAUAAUGGAA